AUGGCUGAAGUAAAGUUGGUUCUUAUCACUGGUGCAAACCAAGGCAUCGGCUUCGAGACCGCCAAGAAUCUCAUCCUUUCGGACAACUACCAUGUCAUCAUAGGAUCACGAGACCCGUUCAAAGGCGAAGAAGCUGCCCAAACCUUGCAGGCCAUCCCCGGUAUCAAGGGCAGCGUGUCGUCAAUCCAGAUCGACGUGACAGACGACAAGUCUGUGGAUGAUGCCGCUGCUCAGAUCAAAUCGCAGUAUGGACGGCUCGACAUCCUGGUAAACAAUGCAGCCUUGAACUCCAUGGUGGAACCCCCGACCCGGGAGACUCUGCGCAAGAUCCUGGAUGUGAACGUUGUCGGCGCACUCAGCACCACGGAAGCUUUUCUCGACCUACUCCGGAAGUCAUCCGAAAAGCGACUGGUUUUUGUCUCGUCGAGCACAGGAUCCAUCAGUCAGGCAGCAGACCCAAAGUCGCCCUUUCACCAAUCUGGAGCAGCCGAAUACCGGACCAGCAAGGCUGCAUUGAACAUGAUGAUGGUCCUGUAUCUGUGUCGACUCGAGGGCGAGGGCUUCAAAGUGUUUGGAGCUGACCCGGGACUGUGUGCCACAAACCUCACUGGUGAUCCUGAAUCUCUGCGUCGAAGAAACGCAGCCGAGCCAUCUGAUGGGGGAGAAAGAGUGGCGACGGUGGUGAAAGGGGAGAGAGACGCGGAUGUUGGAAGGGUCCUGGGGGUAUAUGGGGUAUCACCAUUCUAA
Messenger RNA from Aspergillus sclerotioniger CBS 115572, 747 nucleotides. RefSeq names its product NAD(P)-binding protein. The record is from RefSeq and is a predicted model, not a curated record. NCBI's taxonomy places the organism in Eukaryota, Fungi, Ascomycota, Eurotiomycetes, Eurotiales, Aspergillaceae. The coding region runs from base 1 to 747 and encodes 248 amino acids. The transcript has 2 exons.